Linum tenue is the source of this 3593-nucleotide messenger RNA. NCBI's taxonomy places the organism in Eukaryota, Viridiplantae, Streptophyta, Magnoliopsida, Malpighiales, Linaceae. The record is from the annotation of a GenBank genome assembly.
CAUUAAAUCCAAUGAAGAACAUGCUGACCAAUGAUCUGAGUCGUAUGAAACCACUACAGUAUCUUUUUUAUUCCUUUGAAGUUUGAACAGAUCCAAAAACAAGAGAAGAGUUUACAUGUCGUUCUAUACCCAACUUCGGGCUUAAUUCAGGAUAUAAAACAGCAGAACCAAAAUGCAGAACUAAAUCCAUGCAGCAUAAGAAACAAAACAAACCCACAAAGACUCCUGUCUCUCCCCUUCUUCCCGUUUUUCAGUCACCACCAUCGUCGUCAAAUCAAAUCAAAUAAUAGGUUAACACAGACAUUCACAAGUCGGAAACACGAACAGAUGCCUUGUUUCCAUGCCCAACUCGACCUUGCAAAGUGUGGAUUCAACUCCCAAUUUGAAAAGAAUUGAAUCAUAGGUUUUCCAUAUGGAACUAAAAUUAACACAGGAUUAGUAAACGAAUGUGUGACAAUAGGAGAAGACCAGAUUUCUCUCACCUAAAGAAUUCAACAAGGCCUGCAAUUUCCCUACACUGAAGCUUGCAUUGAGCAGCUAACUUCAUACUUUUAGAAAUGGCGAGCCCCGUCUGUUUGUGUGUAGAUGCUGGCAUAUAUGAAUCAGCUUCUUUUUCUUUCCCUGCUUCAAGAGCUUCCCUAGCAGGAAUCACAUUCUCCCACCAAAACUCCUUCAACAUCCCACACAUUAGCUCCCAGUAAUCACGGUCCCUGGGGACACGGAAUAUCGUGCUACCAUUCGGCAUCCAGCAAUACAAAUCUGCCCAUUCUCUAUCCAUAAUCUCCAGCUGACCUUGAACCUGAGGCAUGUAAUAGAAAGGCAUGGUCGACCAAGGGAGACCCUGCUCGGGCUUCCCCUUGUUAUAAGGACACUUCACUUCCAAUAUCCCACCUUCAGGAAAGCACCCAAGUAGACCAUCUGGUGAAGCACCAAGCCAAUCGAGCUUCUCUUGUGCAUGGACUGCAAACCCUAGUGAGCUAACCUCACGACCCGUGAUGCUUCUAUAUCGGUCGAUGGCUAAUGAUUCAUUGAGCACACCCCAUUCCAUUGCAUUCUUUGAAGCUGGAACAAACUCAACUUCUGAUGCAAAAACCUUUUCACGCCAGAGCUCUGGUCGUCGUUUCCCCUUCCAAAACCCCAAGGCGGUACUAAAGGUGCUUGUGGUCAGCUUGUCCUUCCUAAGGGCAAACCAUUCCUCCGAGCGUUGAGGUGCAUCUGAUUGGGUGAUGCAGGCGGAUAAGGCUAGGGGUUUGAAAGAAGGUGUUGGAGAUAUCAACAGUUGUGAGCUGGUGAAAAAUCUGCAGCCAGAGAGAUUGGUGCAGGUCUUUGUGGAGGAUGAUGAUAUUGUUAUUGUGACCCUCUUGUGGUGGAUAUGGUUGACUCUAGUAAUGCAGGCAUUGGUCAUUGCAAAGAGUAUAAGACUGUAGGCAGUGACUCGGUUUUGGUGAAACCCCGUCCUACAAUAGCCACACACUGGAACUGGAAGAAAUUUUUGGUUGCUGGAGUUGUUCUUUUGAGCUGAGAGUGGAAUGGAAGAAAGGGCUUUACCAUUGACGGAAGAUAAAGAAGCUCUUGAUUGCUGAGAAGAGACGUGAAUUCGGUUCAUCUCCGUCUAUAGCAUUUUGAAGGUUCGUCUUGGGAAAAUAAAAAUGGCGCGAAGGGAUUGAGCUGAGGCCCGAGGGAUCCGACACGACAGAGCCAGAGGCGCGCAGUGCGCAGAUGAUGAAAGAGUCGACGCUGAGAUAUUUCCUUAUGCUGCUGCCGAGGUUUCGCCUAAACGAGGUCGUUUGACCUUUGGCUUCUCGUCUCAUCCUAUUUCUUCCCCUCUAUUCUCCGCUGUUAAUCCUCAAAGCCUAAAGCUUUUACUUCACGCACCCUCCUCCCUCUCUCUAAGCUAUUCCGCUCGCUUCCAAAUCCAAUUCUCCUCCCAUCAAUCUUCCGCCUCCAUACUCAACCGACAGACAAGGACCAAAAAACAGAGUUCAACCUUCAUCAAUGGCUUCACUCCGCCGCCCUUUCGUCUCUCCUUGCUGAACCCACAAGUUAAUUUCCAGUUCUCAACAAAACCCAGUUUCCAGCUCGGGGUAAAGCUGAAUUUUGUGCAAUAGAUAUGUAUCUGUCGGAGAAGCCUCGCGCAAUUGAUUUCUACAAAGAAGAACUACCGCCGCCUGCUGCUUCGAGAGACAACAUGAUUAUAGAAGUCGUUUCCCCUAAUGGCGAUUUGCAGCGACUUCCUCAGCAGCAGCAGCACAGUAAUCAUCCUCCGCCUCCCCCGCCACCUCAGCCGCAGCAAAUGAUUCUAGGGGAGAGCAGCGGGGAAGACACACAUGAAGUGAGAGCUCCUAAAAAAAGAGCGGAGACUUGGGUACAGGACGAAACACGGAGCUUGAUUGCUUUGCGAAGGGAAAUGGAUUUGCUGUUCAAUACAUCUAAAUCGAACAAGCACUUGUGGGAGGAGAUUUCGUUGAAGAUGAGGGAAAAGGGUUUUGAUCGAUCUCCGACCAUGUGUACUGAUAAGUGGAGGAAUUUGUUGAAGGAGUUCAAGAAGGCUAAGCAUCAGGAGAAAGGAAGCAGUGGAGGGUCUGCAAAGAUGUCUUAUUACAAAGAGAUUGAUGAGAUUUUGAAGGACAGAGGGAAGAGUAGUCAGCCGUAUAAAAGCCCCACUCCUACUUCUAAAGUCGACUCAUAUAUGCAGUUUGCUGAUAAAGGUUUUGAAGAUGCAAGUUUAUCUUUUGGACCAGUUGAAGGUUCUUGGUGUGCAGCUAGUGGCAGGCCAACGCUGAACCUCGAAAGACGAUUGGAUCACGAUGGUCAUCCCCUUGCCAUCACUGCAGCUGAUGCUGUUGCAGCAAGUGGAGUUCCUCCUUGGAAUUGGAGAGAAGCCCCCGGAAGUGGUGCUGACAGUCAGUCAUAUGGUGGGAGGGUGAUAACAGUCAAGUAUGGAGACUACUUGAGAAGGAUUGGCAUUGAUGGAACUGCCGAUGCCAUCAAGGAUGCAAUUCGGUCUGGUUUCAGAUUAAGAACUAAACGUGCAUUUUGGUUGGAGGAUGAAGAUCAAGUAAUACGCAGUCUCGACCGGGAUAUGCCGCUCGGGAACUACACUCUUCAUCUUGAUGAAGGUUUGGGUAUAAAGGUAUGCUUGUACGAUGAGACCGACCACAUACCAGUGCACACUGAGGAGAAGCUUUUCUAUACCGAAGACGACUACCGGGACUUUCUAAACCGACGUGGAUGGACAUGCUUGAGGGAGUUUGAUGGUUACAGAAACGUUGAUAGUAUGGACGAUCUCAGGCCUGGCGCCUUGUAUCGUGGCGUGAAUUGAUUAUAUAGCCAUGACUGACCAUUUCUGCAAGCACCAAUUUGUCAGUAACAUCUCUUUGUUUCCUUGUGUUUUAUGCAUGUAUUUAUGGCCGCUCUCUCCAAAAGUGUAUACAUAAUUUGUAGCUUGUGAAAAUAGUUAGGGUUGACUUGGACAGUUUCAACGUUUCUGUACAUACUGUAGCUUAAAAGUUUUGUUUCGUUCAAUAUCAGCAAAGCUUUGUUCAGUUUAUUUUAAUCCAAAAAGAUGGAAACGUGUGUUCUGUCUGAUAGGG